Theileria equi strain WA is the source of this 1290-nucleotide messenger RNA. RefSeq names its product branched-chain alpha keto-acid dehydrogenase, putative. NCBI's taxonomy places the organism in Eukaryota, Apicomplexa, Aconoidasida, Piroplasmida, Theileriidae. Gene Ontology annotation, molecular function: oxidoreductase activity, acting on the aldehyde or oxo group of donors, disulfide as acceptor. The transcript has a single exon. The record is from RefSeq and is a predicted model, not a curated record. Bases 1 to 1290 code for a protein of 429 amino acids. Gene Ontology annotation, biological process: branched-chain amino acid catabolic process.
AUGAGGGACGCACUGCGUUUUAUCAAUCCAUCUAUAUCAAAGGGCAUCACCUUUCUAGCAUCAUGUAGCAAAAAUUUUGGCGCUCCGAAGCGUUUUUCAACUUCAGUUGGUGCUACUACAAAGAAGCCAGAAAACCCAAAGGUUUUUACGAAUCCUGCUGAUUUUAAGACUUAUGUCCAAGGUCUACGCUACACAGAAUUUACGACUAACCUGAACUUGAUUACUGAUUCACCUACCAUUCCUAUCUUCCAAAUGCUAAAGCCAGAUGGUACAUUGCACGAGGGUCUUUCAUCACCUUUUGAAAGCGAUGAAGUCGUAAAAGAGCACUUGAAGACUAUGAUUUCACUUCAAAUCUGGGAUAACUUGUUCUAUAACAUCCAAAGACAGGGUAGAAUAUCCUUUUAUAUUCAGAAUCAGGGAGAGGAAGCUAUGCAAGUUGGUUGCGGUUUGGCAUUGAAGCCUCAAGACCACAUCUUUGGUCAAUACAGGGAAUUAGGUGUCUUAUAUAUGAAGGGAUUUACUAUGCAUGAUGUACUCUCUCAGCUGUUUGGUACACAUCAGGAUGAGUGUAAAGGAAGGCAGAUGCCCAUUUCAUAUUCCAAAAAGGAAAUUAACCUUCACGCUAUUUGUACUCCUCUUACUUCACAAUUACCACAUGCGUCUGGUGCUGGUUAUGCGCUAAAAUUGCAAGGUGUUGAUGCUUGUGCAAUAACAUUUUUUGGUGAAGGAGCAGCCUCAGAGGGGGAUUUUCAUGCUGCUAUGAAUUUUGCAGCUGUGAGACAAAGCCAGACUAUUUUCGCUUGUAGAAAUAAUGGCUACGCUAUAUCUACACCAGUAAGAGAUCAGUAUAUUGGCGAUGGUAUAGCAAUAAGAGGUGUAUCAUACGGUAUUCCUACAAUUAGGGUUGACGGUAACGACUUGUUUGCCUCAUAUGUCGCCAGCAAACACUGCCGUGAAUAUUGUGUAAAACAUUCCACUCCAAUUUGCAUGGAAUUUAUGACAUAUAGACUAGGUCACCAUAGUACUUCUGAUGAAUCCUCGCAGUAUAGAGGCCCGGGCGAACAUGAUGCAUGGAUGAAGGAUGGUGUUAAUCCUAUAAAACGUAUUUCCAAGUAUUUGGAGAGCAAGGGACUUUGGACGCCUGAGGAAGAGGCUCAGCUACGCAAGAGCGCCACAUCUUUGAUGUUGAAGAAGAUAAAGGAGAUGGAGACCGUGAAGUCUCUUGAUGUUAUUCCUGGCAUCUUUGACGAUGUAUAUGACAAGCCACACCUACUUCUAGAGGUUUUUUAA